This is a messenger RNA of Charadrius vociferus (killdeer), 735 nucleotides long. Its product is annotated as antigen-presenting glycoprotein CD1d-like. Bases 1 to 735 code for a protein of 244 amino acids. Gene Ontology annotation, biological process: positive regulation of T cell mediated cytotoxicity; immune response; antigen processing and presentation, endogenous lipid antigen via MHC class Ib. The record is from RefSeq and is a predicted model, not a curated record. Gene Ontology annotation, cellular component: external side of plasma membrane. Gene Ontology annotation, molecular function: lipopeptide binding; exogenous lipid antigen binding; endogenous lipid antigen binding. The transcript is spliced from 4 exons. NCBI's taxonomy places the organism in Eukaryota, Metazoa, Chordata, Aves, Charadriiformes, Charadriidae.
AUGAAUCCCAUCAGGCCGCAUGGACUUGUGAACAUUGAGCUGAUACAGCUGGUUCCUUACAAUCUCGACCCCUUUGUGAUCCAGUGUGCAACCGGCUGUGACUUGUAUCCCAAUGGCUCCUAUACAAAAUUCUACCAUCUCGCCUACAACGCCCACAAUUUCCUCAGCUUUCAUGUGGACAGCAGCCACUGGGAGAGAGAGCAGGAGAGAGAGCUGGCAGCACACGUUGAAAGGCAGUUCAACACCUUCACUGGCUUCUCUGCGACCCUGCAACACCUUCUCAAUGUCACCUGUGUUGACCACAUGAAGAAAUUCAUCGAGUAUGGGAGGGCAGCUCUGGAGAGACAAGAGCUGCCUGUGGCCACGGUCUUUGCCCGCACACCCAAACCAGACCAGCUCCUGCUGGUUUGCCAUGUCACUGGCUUCUACCCACGGCCCAUCAGCGUGGCCUGGCUGCAGGAUGGACAGGAGGUGCCGCCGGGCCCAGCACUCAACACCAGCACCAUCCUGCCCAACUCCGACCUCACCUACCAGAUCCGCAGCAUCCUGGCUGUGCCCCCUGAUGAUGGGCACCACUACGCCUGCCGUGUGCACCACCGCAGCCUGGGCAAUGGCAGCCUCCUCAUCCCAUGGGACAGCUCCAACAUAGCUCUCGGUGUCAGCAUCACCCUUGUGGUGCUGCUGGCUGUUGCUGCAGCCCUCGCUGGGGCCAUCUGGCACUACAGGCGCAGGUGA